Molecule: messenger RNA, 7026 nt
Organism: Venustampulla echinocandica
Lineage: Eukaryota; Fungi; Ascomycota; Leotiomycetes; Helotiales; Pleuroascaceae
Exons: 4
Coding region: 1-7026 (2341 amino acids)
Source: RefSeq, a predicted model, not a curated record
AUGGCUUCUGCUUGGCUCGUCGAAUCGCACCAUGCCCAAGUCAGGACCGGUGAUUGUGGGAUUCAUGUGCUUCUACAAGGUAAAGUGGUGAAGGGUGUGGUGCUUAUUGACGGCGGCACCAAGUCGACCUCAGACAAGCAAGCAAAGAAUGUAGUUACCGCAAUGAUCGAGAAGAUGCUGGCGGUAUACAACUUGGCUACCAAGGCAUUCAAGUUUGACACUAUAGUCAUGAGCCAUUGGGACGAGGACCACUAUGGCGCGCUAGUCGACAAGAUCAAGAAAGACAUGAUUGCGGCCAUAGAGAAGAAGAUGGAUCCGGCGGACGCACUACUUUACCUACGGUGGGACAAGAAGAAACCGUCAACCUAUUUCUACUGCCCGAACGAGGACUCAGUGUUCUCGCGGAAUGGGAAUUCGAAAUCCCUCAACGGACUCCCCGCAAGCUUCCGUAGGGGAAAGAAAACGAAGCUCAAAGACAAUAGUAUGUAUAUCGAGGUAUGCAUAGCUAAAGACGCGAGCACGGCCCCAGACGCGGACUGGUACCCUUUUGCUAUCCUGAAGUCGGCGCAAAACCUUAAAAACCUUUACGACGUCCUGGGCGUAAAUUUCUUUACAAAUAAGGGGACGAAGCCCUCAAAAGACUACACGCCUGCCAAGCUCGUGGAGGACAACAAGCCGCAGGAGACGGGCGCGCCAGGGAUAUACUGCAUUGGUGUGAAGAACAAUACUUUUGGUGACAGCAGCUCUGAAGACCCUGUCGGGGCUCCCGAGAUCGUGCCCGAAGGGGUCACCAAAACCAACCAGUUCUCCAUCGCAGCUGUCAUUCUCUGGCCAGCCAUAAACCCGAAGGAUCCCCCUAAAUGCACACAUUACUUUGCGGGUGACGCAGAUGAGAAGCGCGAGGCCAUGUAUCAGGGAUGGCUUCGAGAAGGCGGCGUUACCAAAAUGACCAACAUGAAGCUCAGCCAUCACGGCUCGCGGUCAUCGACGCCGGCAGACGCCGUCACCUUCCUCCCACUAAAUAUUGUUAUGUCCAACCCGACAGGCUCCUAUUUCCACCCAGGCUGGGAGACGAUUCUUUUCUUGUCUGCGUGGACAAGGUAUGGCCAGGACAAUGCACAGCGUACUGUGCCUCAGAUAUUUGCGACAAGGUAUCCCUUCUAUUUCGACAUAGACACAUCGGGCGAGUACACGAUACUCCCCAGCAAACUUCUUAACACUAAGGCCUUUGACAAUAAGAAACACGGCAAGGCACUUCAGAAGUUUCUAGAGACCGUCUAUACUGAAUGCAGCGGGUGGGCCGACCACUAUAAGGCCGGCAAGAAUGAAAUACAGGAGUAUAACGCUGGAAAGGACGCGGAUACGAAGCGCCUGACCCUGAUCACCAUGCUCAACUCGAGAUGGGACAAAUUCUGCUGGCCCCCAUCCUCACUCUAUCCUCCAUCACCCUCGACGGGAAAGGCAAAGAAGAAUCCAACCGCGUCGACGCCUCAGUGCAUUACACUUCGUUCCUCCGGCACUGAUGACAUGGAGGAUGGCGCCGCUAGCUACAUGGUGUUUGACCAGAACACCCGCUUCCCGUGUCAGAGGAAAGACCCCAAAAACGGGAAGAAUAGCACCUCGGCGAACAGGAAGCGCAAGGGUACGAACGGGCUCAACAUAGAUAUCGCCAACCUUCCGGGGUGGCUUGGGGCAGCCACAAAGAGGCGUAAGAAGAACUUGGACUUUGGGAAAGCCGCUAGAGACGGAGACGGCGACGAUGAAUUGGAUAUUGCCCUCAUUCCCCAGCCCAUGGCCCAGGCGUAUGACGCCUACGCGCAGCUCGGGACCAACAUCAAUGAAGAGGACCACGAUGAUUGGCCUGUUGACGAGGAUAUAUCGCUGGCCAUGAGAUUCUUGCGCGGCUCCGCAAAGGAGUCGGGACCAGACGGUUCAGCAACAACGGCCGACGACGAUGGGUGGUAUAUAUAUUCUAACAACAUCCCAGAGGCUGCCAUCCACGCUGUCACCACCAGAUUCUCGUCCAUCCCAGCCGACGCCGACUGGGACUGGUUUGUGUCAACGCUACACUGCGCCGUGAUCAGCCUGGUUGGCGAUCCGCUGCAGGACCCCUUAGCCCCGACUAUCCAGCUGAGCGUGGAUGACGAGCUUGUGAACUGGUUUCAAGAUGUCCUUAAUGCAUCGAAUGUCACCAUGAUCAAGAACCCCCAGCCGGCUCCGAACAGCACCAUUAUUGGCGGCUUUGCCGUUUCAGUGCAGCUGCUCCCACUUAGCGGGUCAAAACAAGUCGAUGAUCCAGUCCAGCUCCUAUUCAGCACUGAGGAUGCCGCACUGCAGAAUGCCUUCGCGGGUAGUCAGCCCCCAAAGAUGGGACUGCGUGAUGGAGAGACGGCCUUGGUGCUGGGUCUCGAUAUCCAGGGCCGACAGCCACUGACUAUUUCCCUGGAUAUACUUGCCCAGUUUGUUGGCCUUGGGGGUCUAUUCCAGAAUCCCUUUUUGUCCAUCAUCCAGAAUCUCCGCUUCAUCGUGCCCGAUUCGACGAACCCAGGCACAGGCCAUCGAAAUGCCCUGUGGUUCGUCCCGCAGGAUGCGUACGCCACCACGACGCGCCUCCAACUCGAUCUCUCCUCGGAGGAUAUUCAGACGCUGCAGGUAUUCCUCAGCGUCCUGCAGACUGCCCAAGUCAAAAGUGCCUACGUCAUUGCGAGGCGUAGGAGCAUAUGGACCUCGUCACCUACCGAGAUCAACUUCCUAACCAACGGCGAGUUGGCCCUCGUCGUCCAGAUAGAGCUGGAGGGCCUUACCUUCAAGACGAUCAUCAAAAUGAGCAAUAACAUGGUGUCAGUCUCCCUGGUUCUCCUCCGGGGGGAGACCGAAAAGGUGCUCGACGUCAUGCUCAACUGGUUAAAGACGUCCAUCAUCGGUAUCGGGCGCGAGCCUAGAGAUCAAGAUGACGACCCAUUUCCAUUCACACAGUGGCUUACUCAGUCUGCGGGGUCUAUCUCCUUCCCCGACUUUGACUUCAGACGCGUCACUAUCAUCUUCAAUCCGGGUGGCCCUAGUGGUUCGACCUUAACAUUCGGCAGCCUCGCGUUAGACCUGGAGGUGAAGGUGGAAGCCAGAGAUCAGCUCAUUUUGGCUCUCAUGACGUUCCAGUACUCUAACACCAAAGGCCCUGGCGUGUCGCUCGAAGCGGAUAUGUGGUUCGCGCCGCCGUAUGAUGUCCAUGAUGCAGCACUUCGGCUUCUUCCAGAGUUCGAAGACUACGAGUGGUUCGAGCCGCUAGGUGUCUCUCCAGCUGGAUUCGGAACGUGGCCGACAUAUCUCGACCUCGGCAAGCUGACUGGGUUUAGCUCUGACGACUCACCCCCGAGCAUCUUCCCUACCGCGGUCACCGGGGCCAGGUUCUAUAUCGACGGACAGUCGGUCGAGGUAUCAGGAACCCUCCGGUCCAUUGCGUCUCAAGAACAGUCCAAGCCUCCCAUCUUCUCCAUCGAUGAGAUUGAUUUGGCCGCAUCCUACGAUUUCGACUCGUCUGGGUUCUUCAUCGCCGCCUCCAUACGUUCUCGCAUUGAACCACCGCCUGGUUCGUCUCUAGGACCAGCAGAGAUCCGAGGAGGAUUCGUGUACGAUGGCUCCGUGAAGCAGUGGACUCUAGUGGGGUCUAUCAAUAACCUUACCGCCGCACAUUUCUAUCAGUUCUUCCAGGAUGACAUCAAGAUAGCCGCCUCAUCUCUCCUGGAGAGCAUCGCCGUGAAGACGUUUGAUAUCAAGUACCAGUACGAGAGCGGGCAAGCGUCCCAGUUCAACAUAUCCGGCACUCUAGGCAUUGGAACUCUCGAUUUUGAUCUCACGUACAACAACAAAGGCGAUUCCUGGGCGUGGGACUUCUACGCCAGUGUACACUUUGAUCCCGACAAGUCACAGGGCUCUACCUUCAGCGACAUGCUAGCGAACGUGGUAGGGGGGGAUGAAAUUAGUAUUCCUAGCUUCCUCGGCGACAUUGACAUCACCAUGAAUAAAUCCGACGACGAGAUUGGCGUAAGGCUUGUGCCCAACAAGGAGCGUCAGUGCAUUGUAUUCACCAUGUGGGUAAAGCUAGGCGACCUCCGUGUGCAGUAUAUCCAAUUUGCCUACUCGGGCCCAGAGGUAUCCAAAUUAGUGCGGCCCCCGAUCAAGCGGGUCUUUCUAGCGUCUGUCGAUGCCCUUCCCAAGGUCGAAGUUCCUCUCCUAGGCAACAUCACACAGCCAUUUGACGAGGCCCUGGCCAUGUGGGUACAGCCGCAGGAAGGGUCAAGCGGACUCACCCUUGACGACGUCCAACUAGUUAAUAGUGUCAUCACGAAGUUGCCGCUCAAUCAGAAAGCACUGCCGUACAAAGCCGUGAUGAGAGACCCAGCAGAGGAUGAUGUCGUGCUGCGGAAUGGUGUUCACUUGAUGCUGGUCUUGCGGGACACUCAAGGCAAUACGAAUGUCGUCCUAGAUUACGUCUUCGGUGGCGAGACGCCCCCAUCCGGGGAGUUGAUGACAGACGACUUUCCCUCCGAGAAUGGCGAGUCGGGCAUGGCAGAGUACUCCAAGUCGUAUAGCGGACUCUCCGUGCGUAACUUGGGGCUCAAGUACGCCAACAAUACUCUCACGAUCAAGGUAGAUGCGGAGGUCAAGUUUGGCCCUAUCGAUUUCGCCUUAUUCAGUUUCGCGUUACAUCUCACCUUCAAGCCGGGGGAGGGGUUCAGCUUGUUCAACCUACCAACCCCGUCAGUGUCGCUCGAUGGCCUCGCGGCGGCCUAUAACAAGCCGCCCAUUACCCUCGCCGGCAUGCUGUUGCAUACCUCGAAUGAGACUAUGGAGAUGUACCAAGGCGCGCUCGUGGCCGGCUACACGCCCUGGGCCUUCGCGGCUGGGGGGUGCUAUGGGCAGAUUACUGGCCUGGAUCAGUACCAGACAUUCUUUGUAUACGCCCGACUUCUUGGGCCUCUCAUCACGCUCGAGUUCGCAACUAUCUCGGGCGUCACGGCCGGCUUCGGAUAUAACAAUAGCAUGCGUUUGCCUACCGUUGCCGACGUCACGUCGUACCCGCUCAUAUCUGUCCCGGUGCCGUCCAACUCCAGUCCACAGGCGGCGAUGCAGGCUCUGGCACAGACGACCUGGUUCUCUCCCAAGAACGGGUCAUUCUGGAUCGCGGCCGGGCUGGACGUCACUGCGCUCGAGAUCCUCAAAAUCUCGGCCGUCCUGGUCGUGGAGUGGGAUCCCAACAUCAAGCUUGGCAUCUUCGCCAUCGCCACAGCAGAUAUCCCACGGACGUCUCCCGGUGGCUUCAAGUUCGCCCAUGUGCAGCUGGGCAUCACAGCCGUCCUCGACAUCGCGGCUGGCACGCUCAAGAUCGACGGUCAGCUGACGCCGUCGAGCUACGUUCUCGACCCCAACUGCCACCUGACGGGCGGGUUCGCCCUAUACUCGUGGUUUGGGGAUUCCGUCCCAGAACUGAAGGGCGACUUCGUCUUCACGCUUGGCGGCUACCACCGCCAGUUCGUCCCGCCGCCGCAGUAUCCGCGACCACCGCGGCUAGGGAUCAGCUGGAAGUUCGACAGCUCUAUUUCCAUUUCAGGUGAGGCGUACUUUGCCAUCACACCCAAUGUGUGCAUGGGAGGUGGGCGGUGGGAUGUCAGUCUAUCCUUGGGGCCGCUGCAGGCGUUCUACAAUGCGUUUGUGGACUUCCUGAUAAGCUUCAAGCCGUUCUACUUCAUCGCGGACGGUGGCAUCACCGUCGGCGUCCGAUUCAAGCUCGACCUAUGGCUGGUGACUAUUCGGAUUAGCAUCGACAUCGGCGCGCAGUUGCACAUCGAGGGACCGCCGAUCCAUGGGACGGUGCAUGUCGACUUCUGGGUGUUCGGCUUCGACAUAAACUUCGGUGCAUCGGGCGGGGAUGACAACUCACUGACGCUGGAAGAGUUUAUCUCGCUGGCGUGUCAGGCUUCCGAUGUUGUCGGCAAGGGCAUGUUCCAUACCAUUGCGAGCGAUACGCCAGUGGGGAAUUACCCAAGUGUGCUGGAUCGCGAGAAGGUACAAGCUUCGGAGGCAGAGGAGGCAGCAGAUGAUCCACGAAAGCCCCACGUUCUCGUCACCCAGUCCGGACUUGUGCCAUCCGGAGAUACCAAGUCCACGCCGAGCGGGGAAUCGUGGACCGUAAGGGCCGCCAACUUCUCCUUCGCCGUGUCGUGCAAGGUUGCGAUUACGAAGGCUACUAUCAUCACCGGCCGGCCGGACAUGAAGGGGAAAGAGGACGUUCAAGAGCCCGAGCCGACCUCGGUAGUGGAGGGAACCAGCGAGCCGUUAUACGCUCGACCUAUGUGUGACACGAACGAGCUCGUUACCGAGCUGAUUGUCAUGAUUAGACCAGAUGCACCGCAGCAGAAGAUGGUCACACUCGGCGAGGAUGCGAAUGCGAGCGUCCCCGUGUGGGAUAACAACACGGCGGUCAUCAAGAGUCUACCCAACGGGCUAUGGGGGAAGUAUAACCCGUCCAAAGACCCACGCAGCCACGCUAAUGAUCCCUCCUUCCUCAACGGCACCACGGGCGGGACGACGUCCCUUAUGUGUGGCGUAGUGAUUACCGUCCCGAAGCCGCUCAUCUCAGAGCUCGACACGACGCAGCCUUUUAACUACCAGAAGUUCAUGGUGCAAGAAAUUACCGGACUCUUCCCUUUUCCCGUCCUACCGCCUAACGAGGCACGCUUCCUUCCCGCACCCCCGGAUGUACCACCGCCCGGCCAGUCUAGCAAGCAGUGGGCAGAUGUGCGCGCUACGUGGGAAAGCCCCGGGUAUGGCGCAGAGGCGCCAUUAGACGCCGUAAACCUCUGGGUCCAGAUGGGGAUUGAGGAACUAGGCUGGAGUGAGGCUAAGUUGGACGACGGAAAGGGGAACAAAAUGACAGGGAGACAGCCGGAGGCGUUGCUUAAGGGCUUAGAGGGUUACUAUCUUUGGCCGCCGUUAUUGAGCGCAGUAGAGAUAUUAUUUCCCGCAUGA